Molecule: messenger RNA, 172 nt
Organism: Funneliformis geosporum
Lineage: Eukaryota; Fungi; Glomeromycota; Glomeromycetes; Glomerales; Glomeraceae
Source: the annotation of a GenBank genome assembly
UAAACUUAAUCUUCAAUCGCAAUGUAUUGUUAAAUUUGAAGAGAAGUUUUUUAAACCUAUUUAUGAAUUUCUUAUUAGUUAUGAUACAAUACCACGAAUUUAUAAUUCAGAUGAUAUUUUAACUCUUCCACCUCUUCCACCUGAUAAUGAUGCUCAUGAAAUGCUUGAUCAA